This is a messenger RNA of Mesorhabditis spiculigera, 1473 nucleotides long. The record is from the annotation of a GenBank genome assembly. Lineage: Eukaryota; Metazoa; Nematoda; Chromadorea; Rhabditida; Rhabditidae.
AUGAGCCGUCUCAUCGGCCUUCUGGCCCUGGUGGCCCUGGUGGCCGCCCAGGAGGACCCCAAUCAACCCAUCGUCAUCCGCCUCGAACCCCAGCCCCACAAACCGAAGUUCUUGGAGGAGCUCAUCAAAUUCUUCGGGCUCGACUCCUUCGGAAUCCCCGGUCUUACCGGAAGCCACCCAGAUGGCUUCAACGGCGCCAUCAAGGAGAUGCGUGCUGCAGGUGUCCCGAUUCAGGGACUCCCGGCAGAGCAUAUCAACGGUCAACCUGUGCCGGCGCAGCCUUCGCCUGACGUGCUCGCCCAGGCCAACCCCAACUUUGCCAGCCAGAUGAGCCAGGUGCUGAACGAGGUGAGCAACCCCAGCGAGUACCACCCCAGCUCGGGCAUGGGAAUGCCGGCCGAUAAGCCCGGAGACAAUGGACUCAUCGGACUCCUCUCCACAUCGGUCAGGAAGCUGAUCAAGGAAACAGGAGUGUCCGACGCCCUGUCGCAGUCGCUGCCCAACCUGCUCGGGACCGGACCCCAGGCUCGUGGUGAGGCCAACACUGAUGGAGCCGAAACUGUCGUGCAUCGUGAUCGUGCCGCCGGUGUGAAGACGCACACCCCCGGAGACUCACCCGUCGUCCAGUCUGACGCCAUCUCCUCUUCCUCCAACAUCCGCCGUCAACCUUCUGCCACUCAACGAGCCUUGUCCGGAAUUGCUGCCGCUCUUGGAGGAGGAGGCGGAAACGGCCCCACCCACGCUGGACUUCCCCGUAUCCCCGGAAUUCCCCUGCUCCCCGGCGGAAUUCCACGAAACCAAGAAGGCCAAAUCGACGUCGUCAGCCUGAUCGGCCAGGUCACCCGCCGCAUCUCCAACGGCACCACCCUUGCUGAUGUUCUCCCGCCAGAGCAGCUCCAGACCCUUGCCGACAACGUCACCGACGCCCUGCUCCCCUCCACGCCCGAGAAGUUCGAGCUACCCAAAUUCAUGGGCCGCUGGUUUGAGGGUAUCAACUCGCCGCGUGCGAGUGAGCAACGAUGCGUCGUCCACCACUAUGGUGGCCUGACCAAGAACGACAAGACCGCCACGUUCACCGCCCUGAAGAUCUACCGCGAGGGCAGCGAGUUCGGCCCGGUCAAGUACUCGAUCGGAUAUGCUUUCCGUGGCGGAAACAAGGACGCCAUGCUCCAGCUGCACUCUUCCGAGACGAGUGAUGCUCAGCCUUUCUGGGUCUACAAGCUCGGCCCCGAGGGCAAGGAUCCGUUCGGCAACUCGCAGUACGAGUACGCGAUCGUGUCCAACUGGGUGAAGUACCCGGUUACGGUGCUCGUGCGUGACCCCGAUACCUUCAAGAAGAAGUACGAGAAGGAGGUGUUGCGCUGGUUGGAAGAUCAGGGCUUCAUCAACGGCUUCGUCCGUGCCUUCAACCUCCUCCAGCCCGCCUCGUACUCCUCGUGCCAGUACGCCGACUCGACCUUCGAGGUGUUCGGC